Diaporthe batatas is the source of this 1173-nucleotide messenger RNA. RefSeq lists its product as uncharacterized. The transcript has 3 exons. Lineage: Eukaryota; Fungi; Ascomycota; Sordariomycetes; Diaporthales; Diaporthaceae. Gene Ontology annotation, biological process: secondary metabolite biosynthetic process. The record is from RefSeq and is a predicted model, not a curated record. The coding region runs from base 1 to 1173 and encodes 390 amino acids.
AUGGUAGCGGACAAUACCCCAGCCAGACCAUCCUCCCGGCCGAUAAGGGUAGCAGUGGUCGGCGGCGGGCCCGGCGGAUUGGCUACAGCCAUUGCGCUCUCCAAAAACCCAAACGUCGAAGUCCACAUUUAUGAGAAAGACUUGGUUCUUCGUGAAGUUGGUGCCGGCAUCAACAUCGGUCCCAACUCUUGGAACGUGCUCGAGCUUCUGGGAGUCGCAGAUUCGCUUAGGACCAAGCUCCAAUCUGCCCUGUUGGCACACGUGCCUCCCGGAGUGGUCCGACUUUCAAAGAAGCUGGAAAAAAUCACAGAUGUGGGCGACAAGGGUGUCGAGUUACAGUUCACUGAUGGCACGAUCGAGACUGCGGACUUGGUCGUCGGCGCAGACGGGAUCCGUUCAGUCGUCCGAGACUGUGCAUGGCCCGACUACAAGAUUGCCUUUACAGGCACAACAAUUUGGCGAGCGAUACUGCCGCUCAGGGACCUCACAGACCAAGAUGCCCGCUUCGGUAUCACAGGUUGGUGGCACCUGCCCACCUCACAUGUGUAUUUCUCCCCCGUCGGCGAGGGGCUCGGCGAGAUAGCCUCCCGCGAGUACCAGGAUCCGGCGAUCCACAGCGCGAGCAAGGUGGUCUGGGGCGUGCCCGUCACCAACAAGCAUGUCGAGUCCCACUUCAAGGACUACCUGCCCUCGAUCCGGGCUGCACUGACCAAAAUCCCCGACGGCGCGUGGAGGGAGUUUGCCGCCUUUGCCGGACCGGAGCUGGCGUCCCUGACGGCUUGGGGAGGCAAAAUCGUGCUGGUGGGGGAUUCGUCGCAUGCCCUCUCUGGUGCCUUUGGGUCCGGGGCUGGGUUCGCCAUGGAGGAUGGUUGGACUCUGGCCCAGGCCCUGAACCACCAUGGUAAUGAUAUUGGUAAGGCCGCAGCACUGUUUGACAGGAUACGCGUACCGUACUACUCGCGCAUGUACGAGUAUCUCGGGAGCCAGGCGGCCAAGAGGGCUGAGAAGUUGAGAGAGCUGGAGGUCACGACGGCGGGCCUGACGGAGGAAGAAAGAGUCAAGGUCAAGGUCAUUAAGGAGGGUGGCGACAUGAGUUGGAUUUACCAGAAUCACAUCGGCAAGGUUUGGGAGGCUGCUUUGGCGGAGCCAGAGGGAGAUGGAAAGGGACUAUAA